GGAGGGGACAUGACCCGUGUGACCGGAGAGAACCUGGAUGAGACUGUGGCACUCCAGGAUGUGCACGACCCUGAGCGCGCCGAGAACCACGACUGCUGCGAGCGCGUGGUGGUCAACAUCUCGGGGCUGCGCUUCGAGACGCAGCUGAGGACGCUGGCCCGGUUCCCACGCACGCUCCUCGGGGACCCGCGCAGGAGAAUGCGCUACUUCGACCCGCUGAGGAACGAGUACUUCUUCGACCGGAACCGGCCCAGCUUCGACGCCAUCCUGUACUACUACCAGUCCGGGGGCCGGCUCCGGAGACCCGUGCACGUGCCCGUGGACAUCUUCAUGGAGGAGCUCAAGUUCUACGAGCUCGGGGAAGAGGUGAUCGAGAACUUUAAGGAGGACGAGGGCUUCAUCCGGGAGGAGGAGCGGCCCCUGCCGGAGAAGGAGUUCCAGAAGCAGGUCUGGCUCCUCUUCGAGCACCCGGAGAGCUCGGGGCCCGCGCGCGGCAUCGCCAUCGUGUCCGUGCUCGUGAUCCUCAUCUCCAUCGUCAUCUUCUGCCUGGAGACUUUACCGGAGUUCAGAGAGGAGCCGCGCGCGUUUGGGGAGCUGCCGGCGGGAAACGGAACCGCGCGCGCCAAGAAGCCCAACCCGUUCACGGACCCGUUCUUCAUCGUGGAGACGCUCUGCAUCAUCUGGUUCUCCUUCGAGCUGCUGGUGCGGUUCCUCGCGUGCCCGAGCAAGCCUGCGUUCUUCAAGAACAUGAUGAACUCCAUCGACAUCGUGGCCAUCAUGCCCUACUUCAUCACGCUGGGGCUCCAACUCGCGGAGCACCAGGGGAACGGGCAGCAGGCCAUGUCCCUGGCCAUCCUGCGGGUCAUCCGCCUGGUGAGGGUCUUCCGCAUCUUCAAGCUGUCCCGCCACUCCAAGGGGCUCCAGAUCCUGGGGCAGACCCUGAAGGCCAGCAUGCGGGAGCUGGGCCUGCUCAUCUUCUUCCUCUUCAUCGGCGUCAUCCUCUUCUCCAGCGCCGUGUACUUCGCCGAAACGGACGACCCGGACUCGGGCUUCACCAGCAUCCCCGACGCCUUCUGGUGGGCCGUGGUCUCCAUGACGACGGUGGGCUACGGGGACAUGUGCCCGGUGACCAUCGGGGGGAAGAUCGUGGGCUCGCUGUGCGCCAUCGCCGGCGUGCUGACCAUCGCGCUGCCGGUGCCGGUCAUCGUGUCCAACUUCAACUACUUCUACCACCGCGAGACGGAGGGCGAGGAGCAGUUCCGGUACACGCACGUGACCUGCGGCCAGCAGCAGUUCGGGGAGCUCGAGCGCAGCGACAGCGGGUCGUCCCUGUCCAAGCUGGACCACCGAGACCGGGACGACCCAGACCCCGUGAUGCGCACCAACUGCAGCCCGCAGAGAGCCCGCAGCGGGAGGCUCACCGACGUGUGACCCCCCGCCGGGAGGGCGGCGCGCUCCUGGAUCAUCAGAGGAACCCGCACCCGCCACACGCACCACGUCUUCCAUCACGCACGAGUCAGGGAGGCAAAGGCUUAGAAAUGAUUGUAGCACUUUAAUAUUAUGAUUAAUGAUUCUCUUAGUAAUUUAUUGUAAUAAUAAUAAUGCAGGUUAACGUUUACAUUCGUUUUUUUCUGAGGCGGAGACAAUAUAAGACCAAAAUAAACCCAAAUAUGCAGACUGAAGAGGGUCACACACACACACACACACACACACACACACACACACACACGCACACGCGCGCGCGCUCGACUCUGCACAGAUGAUUUUUAAUCCUCAGUUUGUGAAUCAGGUGCAGCUUUUGUUUAUUGUUUUUCCCCAAACCACGACCGCCCCCGCGUGGAGGAGGAGAAGCCCCGCCCCCACGUGGAGGAGGAGAAGCCCCGCCCCCACGUGGAGGCAGUUCCUAUAGCAACCCUCCAGCCCUUCCUCCCCGUAUCGUCUGCCCUGAGAAACAGAAUGAGAUCCAGGAAAUGAUCUCACACUUCUUUAAUAAUCUGGCCAGUGACGUCAUCUAAACGUGCAGAGUUCAUGUGUAAAGUAAAAAAAACAAUUCAAGCUUGACUGAUUGACGCUAUUUAUAUCUGUUUAAUAUUAUCUGAUUUGAGAUAUUUAUCAGAAAACAUUUAUCGCCACAUAUGUCACCCAUUGGACUUGAUGAAUUGGUGCAAUGUAAUAAGAAAAUUUAAUAAAAUAAGAUAAGAAUAAAAAAUACUGUUAUAUGAACAGAAUUAUCUCUAAUUAACGAAAUCUACAAAGAUAUAAAAAUACUGAAAUAAUUAAGCCGCUUUUUGUGGGUCAAAUAUCUUGAAUUUGAACCUGUAACAGAAUUCCCUGAAUUAGUAUCAAAGCCGUCGCUUGUUAGGUUGAAACGUAACAUUUUGAAAAUCUACAUUUACAUGAUUUGAUAUUUUAUUUUAAGUUGUUUUGUUCAGCGUUUCACAAAUUAACUACAGACAUUUUCCAAAUUCAACUUGAGAAUUUUAGCCGCGUUUCUUUAUUUUAAAACCCCAUAAAUACUUAAUAAUAAUUUAUUAUUAAUAAUUUAAACUCAAAUUUCAAAAAUACCCAUUCCCUAAAUGAGGAACGCUCUCACGUUCAUCGAUCCAACCGAUCGCUGCCUGCCGGAUGAGCAACAAGUCGCCUCUUCAAAGUUUACAAAACUGACAAAUGAAAUAAAACUUGAGUUCAAGAAUCUGUGGGAUCAUCAGAGGACGGAUGGAUGAAGGGGAAUAACCAUCGGCACGCGGAUUACCAAAAGAUUCAUCACACCGGAGCACCGCUUGCACAGGAGCAGAACGACGAGUCGCUCCUCGUCACAGCAGGAGGUAACGGGAGCCCUGCUUCUCAAACCCGGCCACCUCCUCCACCUCGUCCUCCUCCACCUCCUCCACCUCCUCCACCUCUUCCACCUCUUCCACAAUCAAUAAUCAAUCAAUACUCAUCUGCUGUAAUGACAUGUUGACAAAAGAGGUCUGAAACACAGAACCACAAAAACAGCAUUCAUCUAUAUUUUUUGGAUCAUGUUUUAUAUGCGAGGAAUCGGUUCAUUCUUUUCUAGAUUAUUUUUCAUUGUUUUGCUUUGGUAAAAAACAAAGUAAAGAAUAUGUCUACACGUCGACAUAUAAAGAAUGUUAGUUUGGAGACGUGAGAAGUCAUCGCCUGCACACGUUUGACUCGAGCUUCCAUGUGAUUGUGAUUCCUGUUUUGACCAGAAUGCUGUUUCUCUCUUGUUAUUUCUGAUUAUUGAUGACGUUUACCUCAUCGCCGCCCUCCUGCCGCUCGCAUCAUCUAACAACGCUCCUCAAACUGCCAGUUGAGUAAAAAAAAGAAGCUAAAAAUGCUUGAGUGGAAAUGCAUGAAGUAGGGUUUGAUAUGUGUGUAGGGUUCGUUCAAUUCCAUUUUUAAAAUUAUUUUUUUAUUUAUUUUUUAAUCGCAUGAUUUUUGCCAUUAGUCGCGAUUAAUUGCAAAAUUGAAUUAAUAAUUCAAAAGUUGUGUGUGCACUUACUUAUGAAAACACUUUAAAUAUGUGUUUUUUAACAGCAGAGUUCCCUUUUCCCAGUAGUUGUUACAUAUUUCUUGAAAGUACACUUUUAAAAAUGAAUUAAAUCAAAGGCAUUAACAAGUGUGAAGUGCAAUAAUAACACGUUUACCUGCCCAGCACUAACACACACACACACACACACACACACACACACACACACACACACACACACACACACACACACACACACACACACAGAUAUAAAUAUAUCUCUCUGUAUAUAAAUAUAUAUGAAUAAGAUGCGAUAAGCCAAUAUCAGCCUUUUAUUUAAGCAUCCAGAACCCGACUCCACAGUUUCUUUUGCACAUUUUCAUUUAUUGAUGAAAUUGAUCGGUGGUGUGUGGGUGCUCUCUGUACACGGAUCAUUUCCAGGAUGUGUUAGCUUAGCUUGGCAAAAAGGCUGGGAGCAGUGGGAAACUGCUGGUUUAGCAUGUGACAAAGUGGUCUGGUUUCCAUGGUUUCAGGUUAUUUAGUGUCUGAGCUACUUGGCCUAACAAAGACAAGACGAGUUAUCCAAGUGACGGGGUGCUCUGAUUGGCUCGUCCGGAUAUCCCUACCCUCAUCCUGACCAAUCCCACCGACCGAGGCAACGAGUACCAGCCAAUCAGGGGUAUCGAGAACUUGCUUCUUCAAUGUCAAGAUACCUUUAGCAUAGCUUAGCAAACACACUGGGAGUGGGGGGAAACUAGCCAGAAAAUUAAAACCCGCUUCUCAGACCCCAAAGCUGAAUUCAGUUUCACGCAUUACUAGAUGUGAAUACAAACAAAUAUGUGAAGCUGUAAUGUAGUUUUUAGAAGUCACUAGCUUUGGAGCUACUUGUUAGCAUUUUGGAUGGUAGCAUUUAGAAGUCGUCCGGUCUUUAGCUUCGUCUCAUCUACAUUCGGCUUAUUCACAUCACAUCAUCCCACAACACGUCUUUCUUCUUUAUUUUACUGGAAGAUAACCGUUGACAGUUCCAGUCUUUGUGCUAAGCUAACUAGACGGUACACCCCACAACUCUGCUCAUGUGGGAGGUCACAGACCUUCAGGCCGGAGUCUGAAGGCCAGUUGAUCUGUUCUGGUGGAGGACGUCGGCUUUAUUGAUCAUUGAAGUCUCAACUAAGAAAACCGCAAUAAUGUGAAAGAAAAAAGCACUUUUUUCUUUCGUUUCUGUUUUUUAGUUUCCAUUUGCUUGUUUUGACAAUCUUCCAUUGUGAUUUAUUUUUUACUAAAUAAAUCUUUUGUCCCGAUCAGUUUUAAUCAGUUGUCAGUCAGAUCAAUUCUUAUUUUCUGUUGGUUCUGUUUUUUUCACCACUGUGAAGCCGGAUUAAAACUGUGUGUAGGUACAUGUGUGUACAUGUGUGUACAAGUGUGUGUCGUUUGUGUACAUGUGUGUACAUGUGUGUACAUUUUCUUUAUUAAAUCUUAACACUUGUCAGUGAAUGUUGAGCUGUGGAAGGCUUCACAAGUUUAGCUGCAUAUUAACUGUAGAAGUAACCAGUUGUUAGAGAAUAAUGUGAUAUAUUAAGUAAUAACAACGUCAUCAGCAGAAGUUAAGAGUGCCUUAAUCAUCAGCUAAUUUAAAGAAGAGGAAUGGUGUGUCUUUAAAUUGCAUUUAAAUAGUAAUAUAUGUAUAAUAAUGUAUCGUAGAUUAAUGUAAGUAGAGUAAAAAAUAAAUUUAAAAAUACAAGACUGAGGAUUUGUUAUUCAUAUUUCUUGUUUAUUUUACUCUUCAAUAAAAACACAGAUUAAUAAACUGUGCAGACGUGUAAAUGUUCAGAUCAAAAUAUGUUUUAAUAUUUCUUGAGUAUUUUCUGGAUCGUAUUCUGCAUAUCAAAGCUCGGAUUUGGGAUCCUUAAGUUAGAUAAAGAAAUAUGCAGAGUUAUUUGUGAUUGUGUCCUCCGGACGUUUAUCAUUCAUUUAUUAUCCCUGCAGCUACGUUACGAGUGAUCUCAUUCCUGAGUGAAAAGCUACUUAAGACGAAACAUUUGAUUAAAACUGAUUUAAGAUAAAUGAGGACAAAGAAAACUAUUUUUGUUUCACAAACUGAGCAAAGCAUAAAAUAUCUUUAAAGGUGUUUAACUGUAAAGUCCAUCAUUUAGCAGUUAAAAAGCUAGCUGUUCUUAUGCUAAGCUAACCGUGUGUAGCCUCAGUUAAUAGAUGAAGGAAAAUGAUUUAUUACCCAAAUCUUGUAGUAGCUAUUUGCUGCUUCAGUUGUUUUAUUUCUAUUUAUUUCUUUGUAGUUAAACAAAUGGGAUAAAAAUAUCACUUCGGCUGCAAAAAAAAAACCUCAACUUGUACCGACCUUAUUUUUAUAAACUUCUUGUGUCUGUGUUUCUGGUUUAAAGUUAAACAACCGAAAAAAGAGAACUAGUUGCCACCGGAUGUAAAUCGUGCUGGACUUGGUCAUCCUGUACUAUGCACACCAGAGGCAUUCUGGGUAUUCAUGGUGGCCUUUUCUUUGUCUUUACUGUACCAACAUCGUGUAUGACAUCAUGUAUGUCAAAGUUUAUGUUUUUACCUCCUGUUCAUCAAAUAAAUGAACUGCUCAAA
This is a messenger RNA of Gasterosteus aculeatus aculeatus (three-spined stickleback), 6073 nucleotides long. RefSeq names its product shaker-related potassium channel tsha2. Gene Ontology annotation, biological process: potassium ion transmembrane transport; action potential; protein homooligomerization. Gene Ontology annotation, molecular function: delayed rectifier potassium channel activity; protein binding. Gene Ontology annotation, cellular component: membrane; voltage-gated potassium channel complex. Lineage: Eukaryota; Metazoa; Chordata; Actinopteri; Perciformes; Gasterosteidae. The record is from RefSeq and is a predicted model, not a curated record.